Haliotis rufescens (red abalone) is the source of this 5478-nucleotide messenger RNA. RefSeq names its product collagen alpha-1(X) chain-like. Bases 1758 to 3176 code for a protein of 472 amino acids. The transcript is spliced from 13 exons. The record is from RefSeq and is a predicted model, not a curated record. NCBI's taxonomy places the organism in Eukaryota, Metazoa, Mollusca, Gastropoda, Lepetellida, Haliotidae.
AGGUGGACCCCGCUUAGUGUGUGUGAAUUAAAAUCAUACCCACGUUGUUCUUCGUACGACGGUGGGCUCGAUAGUUGGCGGUAUUUGCCGAUUCGUCUAAUUUGAGGCAGUGACGGAGAAGACGAAAUAUUGAUACGUUGCGGAAACAGGUUGGGGGUCUUUAUCUCCUUAUCAAAUUGCUAAGCAGUACGAUCGUGAGGAGCUCUCUAGAAUUUCGAUACACUAGCUUAAAGGAAUUUGAUUGCACUUCAAUACUGAGUCGAGUGUAGCCUUGUCUGAGAUACUUAUGAGCCAGGGUCUUGGUGCCUCUUCUAUCAGUUGUGUAGCAUGGCCUCUGCGUUAAAGAUGUCAUAGCGGUGUCAGUGGAAAUAUAUCAUCUGAAUCACAGCGCUGUUGCAACAAACGGGAAAACACAGUUGUGGAAGGCAAACGGACAUAUUUUGCAUAGAGGAAGCUCAUUUCUUGUCCCAGAUGACAUUUGGGGAUAUUAAAUAUUAACUCUCAAGCAAGGGUUCUAUUUUCAACCUUUGACGUGUCUAAAGACGGUGUCAAGGACGGGAAUUACUGUUUAGUGAGGUACCGCUAAUGAUACAGUCGUGCCUACAGGGUCUCCACAUCAUUGAAGUUGGACGGGUUGGAAGCGAUUCUGUGGUUAAACUGAUUUAUUGAUUCUCUUUAUCAACAAAUUGUAGAGGAUUAAAUUAUUGAUGGGGGUCGAAGAGGCACCUUCAUCUUUGACACAGACAGACGCUAUCUUUCACUGCUGAACCCAUAUGUUCAAGAUUAUUUGGAUCAUGCACACGAUUUGAGCGUUCCUUAGUCUAGCGGUUCUGAGGACACACGGCAAGACUGGUGGCUUAAGUGCCCCCGCGUAAUGAAAUUGCGUCUCCGAAGAUCAAUGCACUAGAUCCAAACCCGUCAUAACAGCGAGCCCACUAGCACCCUACUGCAGAUAAAAGCUCUGUCUUGACUACCGCGCCUAGGACUGAUUGUCAAUUUAUCCGUUCCGUCAUCCAUGAGUGCCUGUUGACAGAUAGUCAGUGUCAGUGUUGUGUUGUAGAAUCGUUAUUAAAGCCGCUGAUCAGGAUUUGAGGAACAUCGCUCUACCAACCAGUGAUGUGGCAGAGCACAGCUGUAACAUUGUGACAGAAGCCUUAUGCGGAACUGUUGUUACGAUCUACGUGACGCGAAUUCCUUCAUGGAUGCUCAUUCUCCUACAACCUGAGUCCUAUUUCAGUCCUUAAGGAAGACGUCUACGUUUUUACCAAAUACUCACCCACUGAUAAUUAUCUUGGGUGAAUGUGUGUUAAGCGCGGGGGUGGAUCGGAGGUGUCUCUAACGUGGAGGUGAAGUGUUUCAUAGACAGCUUACUCUGAAUGGAUCUGAGUAGGCCUAUGGAAAUCAUUUUACAAGACCUGAUUUCACACGGACAGGUAUCACACAUUCAGGUAAAUUUGCAAGUAGUUUUAUUUCCUUUCCGUCCUUAGUCCUUCCGACAGCUAAACGAUAAGGUCGAUCUCAGUCACUGCUCGUUCAGCACUUGAAAUUUGAACGCCGUGAGGAUGGCUUGAUAUUUAAUUGAAAUUUGAAAGCCUUCUUGACAGCGUCAACAUCGUCUUGGUGUGUUUAAAUUGAAGAUCGUGGAUUGUACAGAUGUUUGACACCUUAUUAGGUUUGAGCAGGAGCUACUAAUCACAAGAAACGCCUGAUAUCAAGUUUCCAUUAAACACAGGGACAUAAUCUAUCCAUCGUCCAAAAUGUCACACACGAAGACGGAGACAAUCGUCAAAGAGAAGAUUCUGAAGGAACCGCCGAACAUUAUUGUUCAUAUUCGUUUGUUAUAUAUACUUACUCUCAUAUUAACAACUCUGUUUGGGAUUUCAAUCUGGUUUGGUUACACAGAACUUAAACGGCUUGAGGAGGAGUUGAGAAGUAAAGUGUACCAGAGGCAUUUUGAAUCAUGGAGAAAGCUCAAUAGUAUUUUGCGCCAGGACGAUGUAUUAAACUUGUUAGGACCAUUAGCAGAAUCAAGCCGUGAUGUGUCCCCUAAAUCAAGUAUUAGCUCGAAGGAUAGACGAGAAAAGCGCUCAUCAUCAGACGGAAGCUACCAGUAUGAUACAUUUGAAUGGUGGAAGAGAAAGCCCCACAAUUCGGAAACCUUCAUACACACAUACUGCAGACAGGCACAACUAUAUUGUGCAGCUGAAGGGAAGCCAGGUCCCCCUGGAAGGCCAGGCAGUAGGGGUUCAAAGGGAGACUUUGGCUCUGCAGGUUUACCAGGCCAGAAGGGCGAACCAGGAGUGGCUGCACUGUCCUUAUAUUCCGGUCUUCCUGUUGAAAACCUACGGACUCUUGGGAACUUGAGAGGCCCCCCAGGGCCGAAAGGUGACAAAGGUGAACUUGGCCCAUUUGGUCCUAAGGGGCCCCCAGGUAAGACGGGUGUGCCAGGACCCCCGGGGCCUCCUGGCCUGGAUGGCAUGCCAGGGAUUGAUGGACUACCUGGUGUUCCGGGAGUUAAGGGAAUGAAGGGGAAUAAAGGAGGACGAGGACUGCUGGGAUUCCCCGGCAAGAAAGGACCAAUGGGUUUAGAUGGGCCCAAAGGACCACCAGGACCGAUGGGGCCGCCUGGAAAGGAUGGGCUGGAUGGAUAUCAUGGACAGUCAGGGUUGCCUGGUCGAAACGGAACAGACGGUAAACCAGGCAGGAAGGGAAGAAAGGGAGAUGAUGGUUUGAACGGAACGCCUGGCACUAGGGGGAUGAGUGGAGUCCCGGGGGUACCAGGACUUAAAGGAACGAAAGGAGACCAAGGACAGAUGGGUUGGCAGGGCCCUCCCGGAGUGUGUACAUGUUUACCCGAAGAGAACUCUGACCGACUACAAAGACUGGGAUACCCAUCAUACCGAGAGAAUGUGUUAUCGGGCCCAAGGGGUCCUCCCGGACAGAAAGGAAGCAAAGGUGAUUCAGGGAGUUGUGAGGCUCACUGCAAUGAAAACGCUAGACGACCUAGAACGACAGCUAUAUUUAUUAAAGGAGCCAGAACCUCAAGCGUUGCCAGCAGCACGGGUCACGAACCAAGACUGAAUAUGAUCAUCAUGACCUUAACAUGCGUGUUUGUUCUGACAACAAUAUCGACACUAGUAGCAGUACCAUUCAGCAUCCAACACCACCUGGGAUGAUGACAGAGCGAUACUGUUGUUAUACAUGUAGAACGUGAUGCUAUCAGAAAUUGUGAAAAACAAAGUGUAGACAUUAGGGUGCCUAUAACAUGUGUUUUUCAGGUACGUGUCAUUUAGUUUUAGUAAUGACAGGUAUGAGCAUUCUAUGCAACAUAGAAUAUGUAGUGUACUGACAUAUGAACAGUACAUGACGCUAUAGGCUGAUGCGUAGUUGGCCGAAGACUUCCAUACAGAUGGCCUGUUUAUGUCACGAGCAUGAACGCAUGUACAGAUUCUGCUUCAAGAAGGAUAUAAAUUGUAUGAAUCAAAUUAAUCCUUUGGACGAAAUGUCAUGGAUGAAACAUUGACAGGAAUAUGCUGUGUUGGGGAAUCACCGAAAGAGUAAGCUCAACUUCUUCUCGUUUUCAGUGUACCUGUGAUGAAACGUACCAUAUUCCGUGUCACUGUCCAUAUUGUGUGUACGUAUGUUAUCAAGUUCAACAGUCUGUGAAUAGCCAUGUUAAUAUACAUUAACAACAUCUUCUUAACAUGUAUUGGAUUACACUACAUUCUAGCAUUGUAUAAUUACAUAGAUUUGGUUUCUUUUGUAUUACAGAAAUAAUCAAUCUGUAAUACGAAGGUGUGUAAGUUUACGUCAUUUUGAAGGGUAAGGACAAAAUAAAAACCUAAUUUUAUCAAAUAACUAAUCUGAUUUCAUAUGGUGUCUAACGGUUGGUGUAUUGUGUUUCAAUAUGCAUGACUUACAAUUUGCUAAAAUGGGGUGAUUCUCAUUAGUGUCAUCUUGUUGAGUGUUACUGUAUAUAGAUGUGAAUAUACAAUGCAUAAGUUGAAAUACCAUCCUGGAAAUCCUACUUGAACUUGUCAUUAGUCCUUACUGAAAUUACAGUUCGAUAGACAAUUCUAGCCAGGAAUAAGUAUUUUAAGUAAUACAAGUUCCCCGUUCCUGGAUAUAAUGAAUUAUGUUGCUGUUUACCCUAGUAUUAAAUGCAUAUACCAUUGUUUUUAUAUUAGUACGUUAUAUUUGAAUUUUUAAUGAUUUGUUACAUAUAUUUAAAGAGAAGUUCAUGAGUUUUGUUUUGCUCAAAAGUCAUUAAAUAUGUUGUUAUAUCAUGUAUAUGAUAUGACUGAUAUUACCGUUUCAUUGUCAUUUGGCACAUGAUGAUCAUACGAUUAACAACGUUAUAUUGAUUGUCAUACGAGUAGCAAAUCAAAUAAUGUGAAACUGACAUAUAAUGCUUAUGAAAUGAUACGAAAUAUGACAUGACACUUAAGAAGGGUAUAAUAUUUGGCGAGACGUAUCACUCAAAAAAAUAUAAAUUGAUAUAGGACAUUUGUUAUGUAAUUGUGAAGAAUCUGACAUGGCAUACAUGGGGUCUGAAAUGACAUGACAUUACAGCAACAUCAAAAGAGUUAUACAAAUCUGUUUUGUAAAUGUAUGGCAUUAAGCUUGAUCAAAACAAACACACGGUAAAACAAGCAGGAUGGUCAUUAGUUUAAGCCUCUCUGUAUAAAACUCAGCUUCUGAAGUAUCGUUUACUAACGUUUGCAUAGAAGUAGUCAUGUGAUACAACCUGUAAAUUUAUUUGUUAGGUGGAAUUAAUGCGAAUAUUUUGAAUGUGAGCACUUGUUAAUGGUCUCAAGAUGUAUUGGUUGUCUCAAUGUUUUAACUAAAGCGUACCAGGCAUAUUGUGAUGAAUAUACAUAUUAUCGCUCAACAGAACAAUUUGUAACAAUGCGUUGAUACGCCAUAUCAACCAUGAAUUUAUUUUGUCGUUACCGUUUAUGCGGUCGCAAUUCCGGUGUUGCUGAGAUGCCAUGCCCCCUGCUUAUUUCAAACGUCACAUCAAGGCAGUUAAAAUAAAACAUAAAUAACGUUUAUCUGGAAAGCUGAAUCAAAUUUAUCCUCACGUAGAUUUAUGGUUUCUUUUCAUACCUUUAUCGAAUCAUUGUUACAGUUUGUUCUGCCACGUGUGUCAGUAUAUAUAUUCAUUUCACUACUGUUUUUCACGAACGGUGUGUGACAUUUACUGUGAAUUAUGUUCCUGAUUAGUUUUAUGUUUAGACCGGUAGACAGAAUGUCAGAAUUGCAAAGAACGAUGGCUUCCACGGGCGAGAUCUUGUAGAAAUGCUACCUUUCAUGAAGAGAGUUUGUAUAUUUUUGUAUAAACAUUGGGAGGUUGUGUGAAAGGUUGUGACUCGUAACGGAACACCGUGUCAAUGGCUGUAACUCAUUGUUCAUAUGCCUUACUGUUCAAUUGAUGUUUACUUUUUUAUUUGAAUAAAGGACUCCUCUAAGGUGGUA